UUGUGUAAAGGUUUCUUUUAAGCGGAAAUGACGACACGGUCUCUCAUUCUCCACGUGCAGCAGAAGCGCAGUCACGUUGGAGCCCUCGACACAAGUCCAACAUGAAACGACCAAAGCUAAAGAAAGCGAGUAAGCGAAUGUCAUGUUCCAAACGGUAUAAAAUCCAGAAGAAGGUCCGAGAGCACAAUAGAAAGCUAAAAAAAAAGGCAAAGACAAAAGGAGUUGGCAAUCGACCCAAGAAAGAUCUCGCAGUUCCCAACAGUGCUCCUUUUAAAGAAGAAGUCCUGCGGGAGGCUGAGCAGAGAAGAUUGAAGAUUGAAGAGGAAAAGGAGAGAAAGAGAGAAGCUGUCAAAGAGGAACGAGCUAAGAAGAGGAAAAAGGAAAAUGAGGUUGCUCGUAAAGAACCAGAACCCAAAGCCAAAAAAGCACGCCAGGAUGAGAAACCUCCAGAGAAAAAUUGUAAAAAGUUUAUUUGCGGUCAACUAAACAAUGUUAUCGAUGCAGCAGAUGUUAUCAUAGAGGUGCUGGAUGCUCGUGAUCCGCUGGGAUGCAGAUGUCCCCAGCUGGAGGAGGCGGUGCUGCAGAGGGCCGGAAACAAGAAAUUGUUUCUUGUUUUAACAAAAAUAGAUCUUGUACCAAAAGCAAAUGUGGAACGGUGGAUUGAGCGAUUACAGCAGGACUUUCCAGUUGUAGCCUUUAAAGCAUCCGUACAAGCUCCAGCAAAAAAGUCAAAGAAGAGGGGCAGGUUGGUGGCCUCCAAUGAAGUCUUAGACCGUUCCAGAAGAGGGGCCUGUUUCGGAAGCACUCUUCUCACCGAGAUGCUCACAAGUUACGCCGCAAGCAAGCAGGACCAUUCAACGCUUAAAGUCGGCGUUGUAGGCUUUCCCAAUGUGGGGAAGAGCAGCCUGGUCAACAGUCUGAAGGGAAGUCACGUGUGCAACGUUGGGGUGAAGAGAGGCAUCACAAAGUCUGUGCAAGAGGUGUGCAUCUCAAGUCAAGUCAAUCUUCUAGACAGCCCAGGAAUCGUGGCGUGUCCAUCAAACCCAGCAGCUUCCUUGGCUCUGAGGAGCCUGCAGGUGGAGGAGGGCGAGGAGAGCGUACAGGAGGCCGCCAGGACCGUGCUCAAACUCUGUGACAAAACCCAGGUCAUGCUCCAAUACAAUGUUGCCGAUUACAGGACCGGUCCAGAGUUUUUGACCCUAUUGGCCAAAAAGCGAGGUUUUCUACAAAAGGGGGGCAACCCAAACCUGGUGCAAGCAGCGACCCUUUUUCUUGACGACUGGACAGGAGCCAAGCUGAGCUACCACUGCAAGGUACCGGAAUACCUGGGCCUCCCUGCCUACAUGACCGCCACCUUGGUCACUGAGAUGUGGACCGGUCUGGACCGCAACCAGCUGGAAAGUGGAAACCAGAAUACUCUGAGAAAUGUAAAGUUCCCAAACCCGUCCAGCAGUAUCAGCUUCAUGUCCAAAAGUCCUACUGCAGGCCUGCUGGUAGUGGACGACAUCCCUGAAGAAGUAGCAAAACCUGCAGAGAAGGAGAUCUUACAGCCUGAACCGAGAGCUGAGCAGACAAAUGCAGACGAAGCAGAGCCAGUGUCCCCUAAAGCGAAAACAAAGCAAGUCCAGUUCCAGUUCGCGCAUAUCGAGACCGACCGUGCAGAUGACGCCUACGACUUCAACACUGACUUUGUAUGAUGGUGGACCCAGGAGUUCUUGUUUGACAUGAACACAUCCUCACUUCUCUGCACAUUUUUCAAAUUUGUGUAUGCAAAUGUUGUAAAUAGACCUAACUCUUAUAAUAAACCAGAGUUCCAAUCAUGGAUAUAA
Molecule: messenger RNA, 1829 nt
Organism: Nerophis ophidion (straightnose pipefish)
Lineage: Eukaryota; Metazoa; Chordata; Actinopteri; Syngnathiformes; Syngnathidae
Gene: gnl3
Product: G protein nucleolar 3
Exons: 15
Coding region: 102-1697 (531 amino acids)
Cellular component (GO): nucleolus
Molecular function (GO): GTP binding
Source: RefSeq, a predicted model, not a curated record